Molecule: messenger RNA, 974 nt
Organism: Prunus dulcis (almond)
Lineage: Eukaryota; Viridiplantae; Streptophyta; Magnoliopsida; Rosales; Rosaceae
Product: glutamic acid-rich protein-like
Exons: 2
Source: RefSeq, a predicted model, not a curated record
ACAACAAGGAGAAGCAGAGGAAGCUGAAAACCAAGGAAAACCUGAUGAUGCUGAUCAAACUCCAGAAUUAAAAGAGGCUGGAAAGUAGAAAAUGUUUGAGAAUGAAGCUGGAAAAGAACCUCUUGCAAUUCAAGACCUCUUGGUGAAGUCCAUGACAGACCAAAUCAACUACCGCCAACAACAAGAUCCUAGCUUCGUUUGCCCAGAAAGAUUACAACUAUGGAAGGAUGAAAAAAAUGAAGACAGUGAGAAGAAAAUGAAGGAAUUGUGGGAUAUAUUUAUCCAAGCAGAAAAGAGAUCAAAGGAGCUGGAAGUGGAGUUGGCAACAUACAUAGAGAAAUUAGAUAAUGAAGAAUGUGUGACUGCCACCAUGACAGUGGAAUCUACAGUUCAGCUCAAUGAAAUACAAAAUCUGAAAAGGAGGAUUGCAGAAUUGGAAGGCAAGGAAACUCGUAUUGACAUGGAGAAGAUUGCCAAGAAAAAGGAGAUUCAAGGAAAGUACAAGGCAGAAAUUGAAAGCUUGUUGUCAAACCCAACAAUCUUUGAAAUGGAGAUGGAUCUGCCUACAAAACAACCAACACAACCAGUUGAAGAGAAAGAAGAAGAAAAGAAAGAAGAAGAGAAGCAACAAGAAGAGAGAGAAGAAGAAAAUGAGAGAGAAGAAGAAAAUAAAGAACAAGAGAAGCAACAAGAAGAGAGAGAAGAAGAGAAGAAGCAAGAUGCUCCAACACCUGAUGUUCCUUCAAGAGUACAAAGGGUGAAGAACAGAGAAAGAAAGAGGCUUCAAGCAUCUUGCUAUGUGUACGAAAAAAAUAAGAAAACAAAAAAGGAGGCAAAAAAGGAUGAUGAAGAACUACCACAAUUCAAGCUUAUCUCGUCCGAGGAGUUAACACAAGAGGCAUCUCAGACCGAUGCCACAAAUCCAAUUCCCGAUCCCCCAAAAGGAACGAGCCUUCAUGAUUCAAUUCCUAUAG